Molecule: messenger RNA, 1380 nt
Organism: Suillus subaureus
Lineage: Eukaryota; Fungi; Basidiomycota; Agaricomycetes; Boletales; Suillaceae
Exons: 5
Coding region: 1-1380 (459 amino acids)
Source: RefSeq, a predicted model, not a curated record
AUGACGCAUUUCAAGUUAGUACUUCUCUGUGUCUCUCUCUACUUCGUUGGAGUAAUCCAAGCUGCACCUACUACUAUUACUACUACUGACGACAGUUCUGAAGCCCUAUCAUUCACGACCAGAACCAUAUGGACCAUCAUCUCCAGCUCUGUUCUCACUUUAUUUGCGUGCAUAUACAGCACCAUUCACCCUAAUAUUCCGAGUCCUAAGGACAGCCCCCUUCUUAUUCUAUGGCGACGACUUGGCAUCAUGUUAAUGGCACUAAUCGCUCCUGAAUUAAUCGUCACAUGGGCUAUGCGCCAGUGGUUCAGCGCUCGUCAAGUUACAAGACAGUUCAAGAAAUCGGGGUAUCCUAGUGUUCGUCCGGAGCCUGAAGAGUCAGAUCAUGGGUCUAUCGAAGCACCCUCAGAACGAUACGCUGAAGUGUCCACUUCAAAAUAUGAGGGAACUCAUACUCUUACGAAGCCAUUCAGAAAAUUGUUUGAGGUUUAUGUUUCAGAGCAAUCUGAAGAUUAUACGUGGACUCAAGAACAUAGCUUCUUUGCGCUAAUGGGUGGCUUCAUGCUUUAUGUGGAUGGGAAACCCUAUCACACACUACAGCCCGACGACAUCCUCAAGCUGAUACGUGCCGGGUGUAUCGACGCCCCUACUCUAACAGUAAAACAGAUCCACGACAAGAGCAAAAGCAAUGGAAUAUCGAAAGGAUUGACCGUCCUUCAAGUGGCCUGGUUUGUUAUGCAGCUCAUCACCCGCGCUAUCUAUCACUUCGAAACCACCCAGCUCGAAGUAGGAACACUCGCUUUUGCAGUUCUCAAUUUUCUCACUUAUGCUGUGUGGUGGAACAAACCUCUCAAUGUGCAAUGCCCACAUCCAGUGUACUGGAAGUCGACCGAGUCAAGGCCAGAGGAUCACCUUGAUAUCCCUGAAAGCAACCAAGUCGCUGGAUGGGGAAUCUUAUUUCCAGUUUGCCACUCAAUUGAAGAAUUGAUAAGCUCACCCGGUCUCAUUCCCACAUCUCGAAAGCUCCGAGUUCCAACAUUCGAUGGCAGCAUCGAACUCGAGGCUUCAAACUUGUUGGUUCUUUUGCUUGCUGGAUUCCUUAUGGUAACAAUAUUUGGCGGCAUUCAUUGUAUGGCUUGGUUUUUUGCCUUCCCCACACACGAGGAACAGGUGCUAUGGCGCAUGAGUUCCGCUGCUAUAACUUGCACACCCUGGUUUGGUUUCCUUACUUUAUUGCUCUCCGGGGGCUUCCCGGUCUAUGCUGUAUUAUACACUGCAGGACGUGUCACCCUCUUGGUACUUAUGUUCACUACUUUACGAAAUCUUCCUCCUGACGCGUACAAGGCGGUGUCAUGGACUAGUUUGGUGCCGCACUUAUAA